AUGGAUUUUCCAAUGGACCAGCCCACCUCAGACCGUUUCGUCCAAUAUCCUACCAGACCAUACGAUUUCAAGCCCUAUCGCUCUACAAAAACCUCAAGUGCGACUGUCUCACCGGCAAUGGAGUAUACGGGCUCGAGUGAUGGGAGUGUUUACGCUGAGUCGUCAUAUGGCUCUUCCAAUACCUCCUACUUCCCAUUCCCUGCGCCUCCCAUGACCAUGAACUCAAUACCAAUGAAUGAUAUGGACUGGGUUGCGCCGGAUCUGUCAUUCUCAGAACACGAAAACACCCCCUCGCUUUCAUCGUCAUAUGAGUUUGUGGAUGUGCAAAAGAAUAAGCCUCACACUUGGGAAACCGGGUCCUACUAUGCUUUGCAGACCCAGCCUGCGAGUCAGUUCCAGACUCAGACCACAUCUGCGUCUGUGUCUCAGACUCAAAUCCCAUUCAUGCCCAUGGCCAACGAGGCGAAUAUCUCGUUUCACGAACCUUCCAUUCACCUUGACCUACGCCUCCAAGAACCCUCUACCCAAUGGACUUGGCCCACGCUCGAAGAAAACUGGACGCAGCCUUCCCCAGCCUUUCCAGACUCCUCUACAUUAUGGCAACGGCCAAUCGAUCAUCCCAUUAGCCAGGGCUACAAGAUCUCUCAACCAGCACCCAUACUCCCCAAGCAGCCAAUGAUGUACUUCCAGUCAGCUCAGACUUCAGCCAUGUAUGGAGAGCCACAUAUCCCGCCGCCUAUGCAGGCACUCCCGCUCCACCAAGAGCAAGUUCACAGGACCACGCCAGCAUUAAUCCCAAGCACCUUCAGCCCCAUCACACCACACCCCGAACAGAUCAACCCCUCAAACCAGCGCUUAGGACCUGGCUCCAAGCAUGCUCACCACCAAAUUCCUCUCCAGCAACACACACCGCAAUCUCUCUGCCACCCCGACUCCCCGCCCAUGAUUCAAAAUACGAGCCCGCGCCAGCUACAGGCAACGCUCCACUACAGCGACACCCGGGACCGCUUGCUAGUCGAAGGCAGACGCGCCGGGCUGACGUACAAGGCAAUCAAGGAAACGGGCAACUUCAAGGAGGCGGAGUCGACGCUUCGAGGCCGGUAUCGCGCUCUCACUAAGGUGAAGGAGCAACGGGUUCGGAAACCGAAGUGGUUGCGCAUGGAUAUCGACCUCCUCGUCGAGGCUGUCUCUGUCUACAGGGACGAUUCCCGCGAGGCCGGUGAUGACGCGGAUGGAAGUCAUGAUCAGGGCCAGAACGGCGGACCGCCGAAGGUGCCUUGGAAGAAGGUCGCCCAGUAUAUCUGGGCGAAUGGGGGCAGUUAUCAGUUUGGAAAUGCGACGUGCAAGAAGAAGUGGUGCGAGAUAUUUGGUGUUGCGAUGUGA
This is a messenger RNA of Penicillium verhagenii, 1383 nucleotides long. RefSeq lists its product as uncharacterized. Bases 1 to 1383 code for a protein of 460 amino acids. NCBI's taxonomy places the organism in Eukaryota, Fungi, Ascomycota, Eurotiomycetes, Eurotiales, Aspergillaceae. The record is from RefSeq and is a predicted model, not a curated record. The transcript has 2 exons.